This is a messenger RNA of Verticillium dahliae VdLs.17, 1023 nucleotides long. RefSeq lists its product as uncharacterized. Bases 1 to 1023 code for a protein of 340 amino acids. The record is from RefSeq and is a predicted model, not a curated record. The transcript is spliced from 3 exons. Lineage: Eukaryota; Fungi; Ascomycota; Sordariomycetes; Glomerellales; Plectosphaerellaceae.
AUGGCACUCAUCGAGGAUCCGGAACUCUCAGCAGUUCAGUCCAAACUGAGCAUCAUCUCCGAGUACAUCGUCAAGCUUGGAGGAUCCGCCGGUCUGGUCCUGUUCAUCGUCCUCUUCAUCCGGUUCCUUGUGCGGCUGCCCCGUCUCGGUAGCGACGUCAGCAGGCAUGACAAGGGUCAACAGUUCCGCCAAUAUUCAUCAAAGUUGUCGGAGGGGCAGUCGUCAUUGGAGAUGUCAUGCGGUGGUGUCGAUGUGGUGGCAAGGCAAAGACGGGCAACUCUUUCGGCGACAUGGACAGUUGGCAGAAGCGUGGCUCAUUCCCCCGAUGCGUCAAAGGGUGUGGCGUGUGCUACCCCAUUCUUGCAUUCUGAUGUGGCUCAUGACGGGCCCUCAGAGAGCAAAAGUAGGUGCGAGGCGAGAGAUAGGUUUGUUCCUGUGGUGCCGUGGUAUUCCAGGAUCCUACGGAAGCUUGGAGGGUGCACUCCCACGCAUGCCAAUGUCGACCAAAUCGAAAGAUCGGCCCAACAUGCCAAACACCUUACCGGUUGGGAUGCACCGCGCAACGGGUGGUGCCCUCCGGAUAGAGUCCCGAAUGGAAGGUCGGCACGAGGGAUGAAGUCAUCGCUGCGGCCGCUGCACCUGUUACUCCCCCUCGUUGUGAUCGCCCACGAUCCUGCAAGGUACAACACAGAACAGGACGUCCCACGUCCGACGAGUGCGCGGAUGGACGGUCUCGUGGGCAGGAGGCACAUGCGACGUGGGCGAUCAUCAAGGGGGCAGAAGCGCCGAUUAUUCGAUCAAGGCGACCUCGCCAACACAGCAGCCAUGUCAGGAUUGCUGAAAGGGUGUGGAUUUUUUGAUCAUGAGUUAAGGGUGCCAGAUGGGCCAUCACGAUCUGAGGAACCUCGUCUCCGCUUAGACACCCAAGGUGACUACGCACAACCACUGGCACAAGCACAAGCAGGAUUACUCCUGCUGGCAAGGCCGGGCAGGGUUCCUAUCAGCGCACAAGCGCACAGUUGA